Molecule: messenger RNA, 927 nt
Organism: Hippoglossus stenolepis (Pacific halibut)
Lineage: Eukaryota; Metazoa; Chordata; Actinopteri; Pleuronectiformes; Pleuronectidae
Product: 1-phosphatidylinositol phosphodiesterase-like
Exons: 4
Coding region: 1-927 (308 amino acids)
Biological process (GO): lipid metabolic process
Molecular function (GO): phosphoric diester hydrolase activity
Source: RefSeq, a predicted model, not a curated record
AUGGAGAACCAUCAGUACUUCUGGCUUUUCUUGAUAAUAAACUCCUGUUCGGGCUCAGGAACAGGUUUCAACGAUGACCCAGCCAUCGAUCCAAGACUUUAUAACCUGGACUGGAUGAAGUCUGUGCCUGAUGAGACCCUCAUAUCUGCUCUCUCCAUACCUGGAACCCAUGAGAGCUUAUCCUUACAUGGAGGACCUCUUGCUAAAUGUCAAGUUUGGACCUUGGACAAGCAACUCAAUUUGGGAGUGCGGUAUUUUGAUUUGCAUGGGAAAGUCACAAAAUUGAUGACGGAAUUGAUCGACAAGAACCGAAAUAAGAUUUGGACUAAGUCAUCGAUCCCAAACAUGCAACAGGUGAGGGGGAAUAUUGUUCUUCUCCAGAGUGACACAUUCUAUCGUGGCAUAGAAAACCAAGAGUCAACGUUCUUUGAAAAUAAGAAGCUGAUCAAUGUGGAAGCCAAAAUAAGGAAUAUCAAGUCACAACUCUGUGAUCAUCAUGUUGUGUUGACUGACAGUGCAGCAUCACGUCUCAGCAGGCCUAAAACGUUGGCUCAAACACUUAACAAGCAGCUUGACAACUUUGUGGUGCAACAUGAGAAAAGCUCCUCAAACCAAGGUUGCUUGGGAGUCCUAAGCAUGAACUUCCCGAGUGCUGAUCUUAUUAAAAACAUCAUUCAACUCAAACCCUGCAACUGUGUAAAAGGUGGAAAAAUAGGAGAUGGUGGAAGAAAGAUACAAGUGACAACUGAGCCAAAACCCAAGCCAACAUCAUCAACAUCUGAACAAGCACAACCUAAAACUGAGCCAAACAUUACACCCGAAGCAGCAGAGUCAACAUUAUCUGGAUUGGAGUCAACGCCAAAGUUUGAAGAAAAAGCUAAACCAGUUCCUGAACCACAGGCUAUAACUUCUGGAGACAACACCUGA